UUAUGGUCACUGGUGGCAACAUGGCGCGGGUGACAAUGCUCAGCUGUGCCUGUUGUUUACGAGCAUUAUGGACCCCAGAGGAGGUAGAACAACACACAAGGUCACAACAGAUUGAUAAGGAAAUACAGAAAGACAGACACAAAUUCAGAAGACAGGUUAAACUGCUAUUGUUGGGGGCGGGGGAGUCUGGCAAGUCAACGUUCCUGAAGCAGAUGCGCAUCAUCCAUGGGUAUCGAUUUGCACACGAUGAGAUCGACGAGUAUAGAGAAACUAUUUACAAAAAUGUUGUCUUGGGUAUGAAGGUCCUGCUGGAUGCAAGAGAUAAGCUUCGGAUACCCUGGGGAGAUGAGUCUCGAGAAAUAUACGGUCAGCACGUCAUGAAGUUUGUUGGUUCUAUGUUACUCGACCGCCUCUUGUUUCUAGACUAUGUACCAAGUGUUAAGGAACUCUGGAAGGACACUGGUAUAAGACAGGCGUACAACAGGCGGGCAGAGUACCAGCUGACUGACAGUGUUGCAUAUUUCUUUGACUGCUUAGACAGAAUAGGAGUCUUGGAAUACAUGCCAACAGAGAAAGACAUUCUUCACUGCCGAAAAGCCACCAAAGCAAUCACAGAGUUCACCAUCCCCAUCCAGAAUGUUCCAUUUCUGUUUGUGGAUGUUGGAGGACAGAGGACACAAAGACAAAAAUGGUUUCAGUGCUUUGAGAGUGUCACAUCAAUAAUUUUUCUUGCAUCAUCAUCAGAGUUUGAUCAGAGGCUCUUGGAAGACAGGAUCACAAAUAGGUUAGAAGAAUCACUCAACAUCUUUGGGACCAUUGUUAAUAAUCGCAACUUUCGUGAAGUUUCCAUAAUUCUCUUCCUCAACAAGACUGACCUCCUCGUCCAGAAGAUUAGGUCUAGACAAAGCAACGUCUCCCAUUAUUUCACAGAUUUUGUGGGCAAUCCUCAUGAUGAGAAAUGUGUUCAGCAGUUUAUCUUGCACAAGUUUGUGGAACAGCGGAGAGCAGACAACAAUCGCCGUCCAAUCUUCCACCACUUUACCACAGCAGUUGACACAGAGAACAUUAAGGUGGUAUUUAACUCUGUCAAAGACACAAUACUUCAGAGGAAUUUAGAAACACUUAUGUUACAGUGAGGCCAACAGUCUUAACAGUGAAGUAAAAAUUUUGUAGAUGAACUACAAUUUUGACAGUGCCCCAGUGGUCAAAUUUCUCUUAUUAAACAUAUGGUGAACAGUCAGGAAUCUGUGCCAUUGGGAUGUGACUACUUCUGUGUAAUGUCAUAUUUCAGGUCACAUUUUUAAUAAUACCUUUGUAUACCGUAAUAGAGAACUCAUGCUGCUGAUUUCAUGUUCACCAACGUAAGUCUUGUUCCAUUAUCAUUUGAUAACAAAAUACCCCCACUGGUUAAGUUUGCUCCAGUCACUUGUCAUCUGAUGUACAUUGAUGAUAGAGAUACUGAUGUUAUGUGUUUCACGACAAAGUUCAGUGCUGCUGUGUAGUACCUGUCUCUGUUUGGAUAAAUUUAAUGGUUUUUUUUUUAUAAUAAUUUAUCCACCUCUUCAUUUUAUUCAAAAAGUAAAAUAAUCUCUCCGUAGAUAUUAACUAGAUUUUAUUUUCUCAGUAUAUCGAGUUUGCAGUUUGUGUGGCACAGAAGUUAAAGUUAUGCUAGUGGCUUCCAUGGGAAUACAUGCACUAAAAUUACAAAUGGUGAAUUAUGGUAGAAUGUACAGUUUGCAGACAGAAUUCCCUGAACACUUGGUAAUAUCUGGCAUCUACUUGUUGGUCAUAUGUAUAUACAGUAUAUGAUUGGUUUAUACCUAUAAUACUGCUUUUCAUCACAUAUUGUGUCAGAACCACAAAAUGGAAUAAAAAAAUACUCCUUAAUACUGUACAAAGAAAAAUCUGAGAAAAUAUAUUAAAAUUCCAAUCCUCCUCACCUAAUGAUCCAAAGAUACUUACAGUACUGCCAAGUGUCCAGGGAAUUUUGUCCACAAAUGUGCACCAUUAUUACAAACUGAUAAGAUUCUAAGCUGUGGCUUAUGGAGUCUUGCACUCUUAAUAUCAAUUUAAAAUGAUCAAAUGUGAUAGUAGAUGACUCAGAUAUUCAGUUAGGAAAUAUGUGAGGUUUUAUUCUCCAGCAAACAUUAAUUGUUUUUGGUCUUUUCCUGCAGUUCUAUUUUGUUUGGGAAGACAUCAUUAUCUGAUGAGUAUACUGCUCAAAGCAUUGAUAGAAUGAUACUCUUAUGUAGCCAAAUGACUCAUUGAUGUGAAUAGACAGAAUUAUGUAAUAAUCUACUCUUUAAAACUAGGUAAGGUUUAAGCAAAUUUUUUAAUGUAUAUAAAUAAUAUUGCCUAUAAAUGGUCUCUGGAAGUGUCUCGAUAAUUCUCGUUUAGAAUCACUAGCUUUUUGUACAUCCUGGAAUGUGACGGCGUGUUUUGGUACGGUAAUGUUCGUCGUCAGUCACCCUCUGUUGUCACUCUGAUAUUUGUUUUCUGUCCAUUAAUUUUAGUUCUGUGUGUGUGUC
Homarus americanus (American lobster) is the source of this 2528-nucleotide messenger RNA. It is a transcript of the gene cta, whose product is annotated as guanine nucleotide-binding protein subunit alpha homolog. Gene Ontology annotation, biological process: Rho protein signal transduction; adenylate cyclase-modulating G protein-coupled receptor signaling pathway. Gene Ontology annotation, cellular component: brush border membrane; heterotrimeric G-protein complex. The record is from RefSeq and is a predicted model, not a curated record. NCBI's taxonomy places the organism in Eukaryota, Metazoa, Arthropoda, Malacostraca, Decapoda, Nephropidae. Gene Ontology annotation, molecular function: G-protein beta/gamma-subunit complex binding; GTPase activity; guanyl nucleotide binding. The transcript has 8 exons. The coding region runs from base 3 to 1136 and encodes 377 amino acids.